Helianthus annuus (common sunflower) is the source of this 1300-nucleotide messenger RNA. RefSeq names its product protein NLP1. Lineage: Eukaryota; Viridiplantae; Streptophyta; Magnoliopsida; Asterales; Asteraceae. The coding region runs from base 1 to 1083 and encodes 360 amino acids. The transcript has 5 exons. The record is from RefSeq and is a predicted model, not a curated record. Gene Ontology annotation, molecular function: DNA-binding transcription factor activity.
AUGGAUAACGCGGAGUCCGAUCUUUUCGACGACAUCGACAUCGAUAAAUAUUUCCAAGAUUCAGAUAUUCAAGUACUUCACAAGUUGAAGGUUUUCCAUAACAACCAUGUUGAUCAAACGAGAAAUGUUGCAGAUAUUCAUAUUUAUCAACAGAUUUGCUCUGCACUUUCAGCUAUGCGAUUCUAUGAGCAAAUCAUUUCUGUCCAGUUUUGGGCCGCCGUAGUUUUUGGAUCUCAGAUUGUACUUACAACAUGUGGUCAGCCAUUCGGUUUUACCAUGUCCACAAAUGAAUUUUGGUCAUACCGUGUAGCGUGUUUAGAUCAUAAUUCCUAUGUAGAUUGUAACAAAAGAGUGUGCAUUGGGCUUCCUGGUCGUGUGUUCCUCAGUAUGAUUCCUGAAUGGACCAAUGAUGUGGAAAAAUACAAUGAUAAGCACUAUCCUCAACUACAAGAUGCUAAGCGUUCAAAAAUACAAGGAUCGUUUUCCAUGCCUGUGAUAAAAGAUGGCAAGUGUAUUGGUGUACUGGAGUUUGCUAUAACAAAUAAAAGAGAGAAUUUUACCCAUGAAAUGGACGAAGUUCGUACGGCUCUUCAGAACGUGGGGUUACAAUCAUCAGACCAAAAUGAAAGCAUCAACUUUGACACUUUAGAAAAUUACUCUCCCGUGGUUGAGUCCCCCAGUGCCUCAAAAAAGGGUCGAUAUUCAAAGUCAAAGGAGAUCACUCGUAAUGAUAUUACAAAACUUUUUGGAGUGCCUAAGGCCAAAGCUACAAAAAUAUGUGGUAUUUGGCAUGAUCAUAAAACGUUAGCAAAGAAUACCUUUACGAAGGCUCAUAAAAGGUACGGGGUUGAUAAGUGGCCGUGUAUACGUGGUGAAAUAGUCAAAUCGUCUGCGCAUAAAGCCCUAAUUGAACAUGCGGAAGCAUUUCUUAAAACUAGUUCUGAUGUAGCUCGGCGGAUCAAACAUAUGAAUUCUCAGCUCAUGCAAGAUGAUAAUGAUGACAUAACUUUUGAAGAUGGUAAAAGAGUUAGAGAACAAGUUGAUGAGAGUGCCAGUCCAGUUAACAAAAGAUCGCGGAACUAACUCAGACACAGGUCGAACGCCUUUUAUGCAAAUUCUGAAAACUUGAAUAAAGUUCGAUACAUGUUUGAGUGGUUGACCUUAAUUUUAUUAGCAAACGAGAUUGACGCAAUCGAGAUUGACGCUAUUAGUUUUGGUAGAUUGGUUAUUGUUUAGAAAGUGCUUUAUUCUUCCUCCUUUUUAGGAGUGAUUGUUUGUUAUGUGUGUCUAUUUAUAUUGU